Molecule: messenger RNA, 411 nt
Organism: Caenorhabditis remanei
Lineage: Eukaryota; Metazoa; Nematoda; Chromadorea; Rhabditida; Rhabditidae
Exons: 3
Coding region: 1-411 (136 amino acids)
Biological process (GO): spliceosomal snRNP assembly; RNA processing
Cellular component (GO): precatalytic spliceosome; U12-type spliceosomal complex; catalytic step 2 spliceosome
Molecular function (GO): RNA binding
Source: RefSeq, a predicted model, not a curated record
AUGACUUCAGUCGGUGUGCCAAUCAAGAUUCUCCACGAAGCUGAAGGACAUGUUGUCACUCUUGAGACCGUCACGGGCGAGGUAUACAGAGGAAAGCUCAUCGAGGCAGAAGACAACAUGAACUGCCAACUUUCUGAAACCAUCGUCACUUUCCGAGACGGAAGAAGUCAUCAGUUGGAGAACGUGUUCAUUCGCGGAAACAAGAUUCGUUUCAUGAUACUGCCAGAUAUGUUGAAAAACGCGCCAAUGUUCAAAAAUAUCGGAAGAGCCCAGAAAGGAGCCAUCGGAAUGGGUCUCGGAGGUAUCGAUCCACGCGGACGGGGACGUGGUACAGCUUUCCGCAGACCGAUGGGUCGCGGUGGACCACGCGGAAUGUCUCGUCCAGGAGGAGCUCCGCCAUUCCGUGGAUAA